UGAUGGUGAUAAUCUGCCCAUGAUGGAGCAAAGUCUAACGGGUCGUAAAGUGAUGAACACUUAGGACACUUCCUUGUUUCUGUCAUACAAACGGAUGGAAAAAUAACGUUUGGACACAUGCCUGUGGUACAAAAGGGGUUGGCAAAAUGGUGAUGUUAAAAAAGGGGGACCACGUCUGGAUUGAGUCCAGCAUUGGGGUCCCUAUUGGAGGUUAUGUGAAGAUCUCAGGCAGUGGACAGUAUUGCCUUAUUGACGAUGAUGGAAAGGAGCACUCGAUCCCAGAGGGGGAUCGGGCCGCUCUGAAGCCCAUGCACCCCACAUCAGUGGAGGGUGUGAAUGACAUGAUUUGCCUGGGAGACCUCAGUGAAGCCGGUUUACUCAGAAACCUGCUCCUGCGCCACAAACAGGGCAUUAUUUAUACAUAUAUUGGCUCUGUUCUCGUGGCGAUGAAUCCCUAUGAGAUGCUGCCUAUCUACACGGCGGACCAGGUACAGCAGUAUCAUGGACGUAAACUGGGAGAGCUUCCUCCGCAUAUCUUCGCCAUCGCUGACAGCUGUUACUUCAACAUGCGCCGCAACAAACGCAACCAGUGCUGCAUCAUCAGUGGAGAAUCUGGAGCAGGAAAGACAGAAAGCACAAAGCUGAUUCUUCAGUUUUUGGCUGCCGUGAGCGGACAGCACUCCUGGAUCGAGCAGCAGAUCAUACAGGCUAACCCCAUCCUGGAGGCCUUCGGAAAUGCCAAAACCAUUCGUAAUGACAACUCCAGUCGCUUUGGGAAAUAUGUGGAGAUCUUCUUUAAUAAGGAGGGUGUUAUAGAGGGAGCUCACAUGGAGCAGUACCUGCUGGAGAAGUCCCGUGUGUGUCAUCAAGCACCGCAGGAAAGGAACUACCACAUAUUUUACUGUAUGUUAGCUGGGAUGCAAAGUGAUCAUAAGAAGACUCUCUCCCUUGGUGAUGCAUCAGAGUUCAAUUACCUGACUGAGGGGGAUUGUUUGACUUGUGAUGGUCGGGACGAUGCUGAUGAGUUCGCACGGAUUCGUUCCGCUCUGAAGGUCCUCACUUUCUCAGACAGGGACUGCUGGGAAAUCUUCAAAUUACUCGCUGCCAUCCUCCACAUGGGCAAUAUUGACUUUCAGAGCACUAUAAUGAAUAACAUGGACAGCUGUGACGUUCUGUCCUCCAGUCACUUCUCUGUAAUUGCCAAGUUGUUGGAGGUGGAUGAUGCUGCUCUCGAUAAGAGUCUGACCCAUCGCUCCUUCAUGACAAACAGAGAGAUGGUCACUAAACCUCUCAGCUCAGAACAGGCCACAGACACCAGAGAUGCCUUCGCCAAGGCUCUGUACGGAAGGUUGUUUGUUUGGAUGUUCACAAAAAUUAACAGCGCCAUUCACAAACCCCAGACUGAUGAGCCCUCUUACACGCGCCAGUCUAUUGGUCUGCUUGACAUUUUUGGCUUUGAGAAUUUCCCUCAAAACAGUUUUGAACAGCUGUGCAUCAAUUACGCCAAUGAGCAUCUGCAGCAGUUUUUUGUGAGGCAUGUCUUCAAGCUGGAGCAGGACGAGUACAGCAAAGAAGGCAUUUCAUGGAAGCGCAUUACUUUCAAUGACAACCAGAAAACCCUGGACCUACUAGCCCUUAAACCUCUUAACAUACUGGCUCUGAUUGAUGAGGAGAGCCAUUUCCCUAAGGGGACAGAUGCUACGAUGCUAAACAAACUGAGCCAAGAACACAAAGGCAACAAACUUUACAUUUCAUCCAGGGGCGACCAUGGCAUACAUUUUGGAGUUCAACACUUUGCUGGGUUGGUUUAUUAUGACUGCGAAGGUUUUCUGGAGAAGAACAGAGAUACUGUGAGCAUGGACAUCUUGGAGCUGAUUCGAAAAUCUUCCAACAAGUUGCUCAAACAGAUCUUUGAGAAAGAGAUCAAUGUAAACUCGGUGAAGAAUUCGAACAAAAUGAACAAAGCUGUCAUGACGCCAAAGAAUUCAUUACGACAAGUCAAUGAAUCAAGGAGGCAGAUUUCAACUCUGAGCGGCCAGUUUCGCCAGUCUCUGGACUCUCUGAUGAAGGCCCUUUCUCUCUGUCAACCCUUCUUCAUACGCUGCUUCAAACCAAAUGACAAAAAGAUGCCCAUGGUUUUUAACAGAGAGCUCUGCAUGCAGCAACUUCGCUACUCUGGAAUGCUGGAGACCAUCAGGAUACGCAAGUUGGGAUAUCCCAUCCGACACACCUUCAAGGACUUCCUGCAUCGCUACCGUGCACUCCUGAAGUCCAUUGACUGCGACCCCAACACUGAGCCUGCUGCCAACUGCUGCGCUGCCAUCUGCAGAACUUUAAUCAAAGACGAAGAGGACUGGAAGAUUGGCAAAACCAAAGUCUUCCUCAGGGGUCAUCAUGACACUUACCUAGAACUGGAGCGAGAGCAGGAGCUUAACAGGAAGGCUCUCAUCAUCCAGAGAGUGCUGCUCGCUUAUAAAGACAGAAAAAACUUUAUAAACAAAAGGAAGGCAGCUCAGGUUUUGCAGAAGAACUGGCGUGGCUACAAAGAAAAGAGGGACUUUAACACAGUCAAGCAGGGAUUUGCUCGGCUGCAGGCGAAAGUGCGCAGUCGGAAGCUCCAUGAAGAGUACAUGCGCAGACGGUCUGCAGCCAUCGUUCUGCAAACACAGACCCGUGGCUUACUCGCUAGGAAAGAGCUGAAAUCUAAAAAAGAGGCAGUGAUUCUGCUGCAGGCACAGACCAGAGGACUGCUGGCCAGGAAAAGCCUCAAGAGAAUGAAAUCAGAGGAGUUUUUGACUGCGCAAGAAAAACAAGCUCAGGAACUGGCAGCUUUGGAGCUUCAGCAGCGGUUGGAGGAGCUGCUCAGAAAAAACGAAGAAACUGCCAAAUCCCAGAAUAAAGAAGAUGAAGAAAUGGUGGAGAAUAUUUUCAACUUCCUCCCGACUGCAAUCGCAGGACAAGAGGGCCCGGCUCCUGAGGGUUUCGAGGAAUUUGAAGCAGAACCGGCAAAAUUAGAGGAGGUUGAAUUAAUCGAGAGCCCUGUGGUGGAGACCAAGGUGAUGUCAAUUCCAGAAAGCAGUGAAGACCAAGAGAAAGAAGAAGAGGAGGAGGAAGAGGACGAUGAGUUCUCUUUCUCGAAAUUUGCAUCUCUACACUUUCAAGGAGCUUCUACCCACUCGUAUAUCCAGCAGAGAUUACGGCAACCGCUGCUCUACCAUGAGGACGAAGGCGAUACCCUGGCCUGUUUGACAGUAUGGUGGAUUAUACUGAGAUUUAUGGGAGAUCUUCCAGAGCCGAAGCAAGAACGUGUUUCUGCUAUAGCCGACCCCAUUCAGAGGAACCUCGGGCAGAGACAAGCACGGCGACUCAGUAAUCUUGUUGGAUUAGAUCAGAAAUUUUUAAGAAAGAAAAUGAAGCAGCAGAAAGGGGGAGGGAAACGAAAACACUCCGCCAUUCCUGAAGAAGAGACAGAAGAAGAACCAAAACCUCAAAUGGAGGCUGUUCAGGAGGAGCAGGUUGUGCUGUUUGGAGAGGGACCAACUUUUGAUCGUCCAAUGACACCCUUGGAGAAACUGCACAUUAUUGUGGGAUACGCCAUUGUCCGACCGGACAUAAGAGAUGAAAUCUAUUGUCAGAUCUGCAAGCAGCUGACAGGCAAUAAAAACCGCAAAAGUGUAAACAGAGGCUGGAUCCUUCUGUCCAUCUGUCUUGGUAUCUUUUCUCCUACAGACCGGCUCACUAAGUAUCUGCAAAGCUUUAUACGCCGUGGGCCAAAUGAGUACUCUGCCUACUGUGCAGAGCGGCUGCGGAGGACUCUAGCCAAUGGAGAAAGAAAUGAGCCACCAUGUUGGGUUGAACUACAGUCUGUAGAGAAUAAGAAUCCCAUUGGAGUGGCUGUGGGUCUGAUGGAUGGCAGAAACAUCAGCCUCACUGUGGACUCUGCCAGCAGUUCUGCAGAGGUGUGCACUGCCAUCAUCCAGAAGACAAACCUGCAGGACAGUUUCGGCUUUUCCCUGUAUGCCGCAAUAUAUGAGAAGAUGUGGUCUCUUGGCAGUGGCAGUCAGCACAUUCUGGACGCCGUGUCUAUGUGUGAGCAGGAAGAAAAGAGGCAAGGGCGAGAGGAGCAACACGCUCCCUGGCGCCUCUACUUUCGCAAAGAGAUCUUCACACCAUGGCAUGACUGUUCAUCUGACCAAAUCAGCACAGAGCUCAUCUACCGGCAGAUCAUCCAUGGACUCAAACACGGAGAAUAUCUGUCUGAUAAGGAGGAUGAUUAUGUGCAGCUCGCAGCCAAACAUUAUUAUGUUCAGCACGGCUCUGAAAGCAGUUUGGAAAUUGCUCAGAAGAUUGUUCGCGAGAGCAUGAAUAUGACAAUAAUCGAGAACAAGUCUUUGGUCAAACUAGUGCAGAUGGUGAAUUCUGCACACACACAGGGUCCCUACAUAAACACUAACACACCAGUCUACAAAGUGAAAUCAGAGACUGUUGAAUAUGCACGACAGAAGUGGCCAAUCCAUUUCUCCAAGUUAUAUGAGGCUCAAGUGAUUUCAGGUCCUUCAGUUCCUCAAGACCAGUUUGUAGUUGUGGUGAACUGGAAAGGAGUCUUCUUUCAGGAAGAGACAGAAGGCGAAUUCCUGCAGCUCUCGUAUCCUGAAGUGUCGAGAAUUGAAAUAGUGAGUGAGGACAGGUCUGGUGGGAUGGUGUGUUUGACGACUCCAAAGGGGGUGUAUGAGCUGAAGAUUGUGAAAGGAAAAGAAUUAGUGGAUCUGGUCAACAUGUUCAUCUCAGGCCUUAAAGAGAGAUCCCUGUACGCUGUGGCAAUACAAGACCUCAGCAGACAAGAGGAUCCCACAUUGCUGAGCUACAGACGGGGCGAUGUGCUGUAUAUCAUAAAGGAUGGAGAAUAUUCUCUUGAAGAAGGCUGGAUAAAAGCAAGAAAUGAGAGGACAAGUCAAACUGGGGCAGUUUCCUUAGAUGCUAUUCAGAUUCUUCCCAUGUUAACCAGGCCUACAGAAGAGACACUGAAUUUGCUGAAUUUGAGCCCAGCACGGAGGAAGUCAGUGAUGCCGGUGUUGCCACAGAAGGAGGAGCUCAGCACAGAGAGAGUGGCCCACAUGACGCUCAAGGAGUUCUCCUUUGAUUAUUUCAGGGAUCCAGUUAAUGAAGGCCGUCGUGGCAAAGGAGGCAAAGAGAAACUGUGGGCCAACAGUAAAGAGCCUCUCAAACAACCACUUAUCAGGAAUCUGCAAGGCAACUCAGAGCUCUGCCACCUUGCUUCUGACUCCUUCACAGCUAUCCUUAAAUAUAUGGGAGAUUAUCCAGUCAAGCAUGUGCGGACGCCCAUAGAUCUAACAAACCAGAUCUUUGGGCCGGCAACAGCACACGUCGAACUUAGAGAUGAAAUCUACUGUCAAAUAAUGAAGCAGAUGACCAACAACAGAAAUGGGUUGAGUAUGGAACGAGGCUGGCAGCUGUUGUGGCUGUGCUGUGGUCUCUUCCCGCCAAGUCAGUUGUUAUUGAGGCACGCUCAACGUUUUCUGGAGUCCAGACCCAGAGAGCCGCUGGCUUCUGCCUGCCUGCAGAGGAUGCAAGCUAUGCUCAGUAUUGAGGGAAGGAAGUUGCCUCCUCACCAGGUGGAAGUAGAUGCCAUUCAGAAUAACAGCACUCAGAUCUUCCAUAAAGUCCAUUUCCCCAAUGAUACAUCUGAAAUAUUUGAGGUGACCACCACCACCAGGAUCAAAGACUUGUGUCGCAACAUUGCCAAAGACCUCCGCCUGUCCUCACCAGAGGGUUACAGCCUGUUUGUGAAAACCUCCACAAAGGUAGAGAGUAUGAAUUCUGAGGAAUACUUUUUUGACAACCUCAGGCAACUCACAGAUGUUACCAAAAAAGGAAAGAAAGUCAGGGAAGCUACUCCAACUAUUGUCCCGUACCUGGUACUCUUCAUGAGGAAGCUCUGGUUUAAUGUGAUCCCAGGGAAAGAUAUAACUGCUGACUUAAUGUUCAACUUUCCUCAGGAAUUGCCAAAGUAUCUGCGGGGAUACCAUAGUGUGUCUAAAGAGGACAUGAUCGCUCUAGGUGGACUGUUGUUUCGGACUCGGGUUGAUGCAGAUAAGUCUCAGUUUGUCAUGAUCCCCAGAAUGCUGAAAGAACUGGUGCCUGCUGAUCAGCAGAAGAUCAUGACUGCUGAGGACUGGAAAAAGCACAUCAUCAGUUCAUACAACAAGCAGGCAGGCAUGAGUGUAGACGAAGCCAAACUGCAGUUUCUGAAAACAGUCUCACCAUGGCCAACCUUUGGAUGUGCUUUCUUCGAAGUAAAGCAAACCUCUGAGAAAAAUUACCCCAGUGUUAUCAUGAUAUCAAUCAGCAAACAAGGAAUCAGUCUUAUCAACACAAAAACAAAGGAGGUGCUCGCGGCGCAUCUGUUCAGUAAGAUCACAUCCUGGUCCAGUGGAAGCACCUAUUUUCACAUGACCAUCGGCAACCUGGUGCAGGGCAAUACUCUGCUCUGUGAGACCUCACAGGGUUAUAAAAUAAGUGACCUCCUGUCAUCCUACAAGAAUCUGUAUGUAUCUGUGUCUGGAUCAUACGCCAGUGGUGCGGCCAGAAAUCAGCGAUUUGCCUGAAUCAUCGCCAAGUACAAUUUUAAUACAUGAUUAUAGCACUUUUAUUUUAAAUUAUUCCCCAUAAUAAUUGUGGAACAUAAGAUACAAUAGGAAUAACUGCAGGAAAUUAGUUUUCACUUUUUAAUAUGUAACAAUUACAAGUAUAUACACCCGUCAGUGAAUCAGCUGUUGCUUGCUGCUGCUUCUUUAUGCAUAUAUAUUUUAAAUAAUUUUUUUUUAGGCUUGACUAUUUAUUAUUGUUUCAAUAGUCCACCUUUUCAUUGACUUUGCAUGGCAACGUUACACCAGGUGGCAGUGUUGUUGCAGUUUAAUUCUAAUCUGUCUAAUAUUGCUUUGAACAACCAUAUUAAAAAAUGUAAAAUGCAAACAUCUAAAA
Messenger RNA from Danio aesculapii, 7002 nucleotides. It is a transcript of the gene myo7bb, whose product is annotated as myosin VIIBb. The transcript is spliced from 48 exons. The record is from RefSeq and is a predicted model, not a curated record. Gene Ontology annotation, cellular component: myosin complex; cytoskeleton. Gene Ontology annotation, molecular function: protein binding; ATP binding; cytoskeletal motor activity. NCBI's taxonomy places the organism in Eukaryota, Metazoa, Chordata, Actinopteri, Cypriniformes, Danionidae. The coding region runs from base 147 to 6626 and encodes 2159 amino acids.